This is a messenger RNA of Ascochyta rabiei, 2016 nucleotides long. RefSeq lists its product as uncharacterized. The transcript has a single exon. Lineage: Eukaryota; Fungi; Ascomycota; Dothideomycetes; Pleosporales; Didymellaceae. Bases 1 to 2016 code for a protein of 671 amino acids. The record is from RefSeq and is a predicted model, not a curated record.
AUGGCCGACCUCAUGGCCAGCCGUCCUGCCAACAACGGCGCGCGCACCACCGCCGGUCCCACGCCCGUCACCCACGCCGACCGCUCCAACAUACGCACCCCGCAGAUGAUCAUGAACGAGCGACGCCAGCGAGAAGCAGCACGCAGGCAGCAGACCGAGGCCGAAGAGCAGCGCAAGGCCGACGAAGAGCGCCGCCGAAGCGUCGAGCGGAGAGCCCAAGCCGUUGCUGGCGUAGCUGCCACCAACCCCCUUGCUGAGCCCGGGCAACCGAGACAGCCCCAGCACCCUCCCUCGCGAUCUGGCGACCAACACGUCCGCUACCCAUCCACCGGCGCUCCCCGCCAGCCAGACGGCAUGCUGCCACCCUCGAGCCGCCCGCAAGACGCCGCGCCAGGCGCACAGCAACCACGCUCCAGAGCAAACUCGCAGGCCCCGCAACAGCCUCGUCCCGCACAGACGGCGCCUGUGUCCACUGGCGAGAGACGGCAACCGUCAGGCGACCGCACACACGCACGCCGCCCGUCAGGUGCUUCGGCGUCUGCGCAAGCUGGGCCAUCGACAGCACCACCACCGCGUCCGGCGCCACUGCCAGACGCUUCGCAGACUCAGCUUCGCGACUCGACCACGUCCAACUUCCCCCAUGCCUUUGAACGCUGGGAGACGCUCUCCUCCCACUGGGAAGGCCUUACCUCUUACUGGAUACGGAGGCUCGAGCAGAACACCGACGAAGUUCGCCGAGAGCCCCUGGCACAGCAGAUGUCACGCCAGAUCACCGACCUGUCCGCCGCUGGUGCCAACCUAUUUCAUGCCGUAGUCGAACUCCAGCGUCUGCGCGCAUCGUCCGAACGCAAGUUCCAGAGAUGGUUCUACGAGCAUCGACAAGACCAAGAGAAGGCCCAGGAGCGCGAGGCCUCCUUCGAAGCGACCCUGAAAGGCGAGCGCGAAGCAAGGAUGACGGCCGAAGUCAACAUGGAGCGCAUGGCUACCGAGAAGAAGAACGCUGAGCGUGCAGUGUCCGAGAUGAAGCGCGAACUGCAGAUUUCCAAAGAGGAAGCUCGACGGGCGUGGGAAGAGCUGGGGAGACGGGAGCAGGAAGAACGCGACCGCACUUUCUCGCUGCGCGAAGGCCAACCCACGUUGGUUGGCGGCGUGCAAGUCGUGCCCACAGCGCAAGGGAUGGGCAGCGCGGCGAGGUCUCCCGGUGACGAUGCAUACGCUGGCGCUCAGAGCAGCAGUAACAUCGAGCAACACUACUCGUACGAGGACGCGCAGUCGCCCACAGACACGGACCCGUUCACCGAAGCCCGCCACGGCCAUCGCGAGCAGGACAUCUCCAACCUCUCUCAAGGCGCAUAUGUACCGUCCGGUGCCGCGUCAUCGUCUCAGCCAGUCAGCUCCAGCCAGAUUGCCGCCCACCCCAUCGCCCCUGGUCCUGUCGUCCAGUACCCCAUGCCCUCACAGCGCGGCCAGCAAGCCCCUGUGCAGCCCGCGACCUCGCACCCAGAAGCCUUCUACCAACAGCCCGAAUCCUACCUCCACGAAGGCCGACCCACCAACAGCAUGGCCGAGGAUUCACAGUCCUACGUCACAUCGCAAGCGGACGAAACCGACGACGGCGACGAAGAGUACGCCAUCGACAGUCGAGGAGAUUACAUUCUCGACGACUCCGGUCACCGCGUGCCCUUCCGCUCUCUCCAAUCGCCCAUGUCUGACGAAUACGACGUCAGCGAAGAUCGUCGACGGGAGCUGGAACACCUGCAGCGCUACGGCUCUGCCGCCAACCCCCCGAGUCAUUACGCGACUACAGACGCCGAGCAGGGCAGCCCACACGGGCAGGGCUACGCGAUGGCUCAGCCGCCGGUGCCCGACUACAGCGGCGACGGGUACGGUGACGAAUGGAUCGGCAUGAGACACCACCAUCCAACGCGCCUGAGCGACGUGCCCGAGGAGGAUGAGAGGAGCAGGGCGAGUCCGACGAGCAGGGCGAGCAUUACCAGUCGAGGCAGACUCUUCUAG